Messenger RNA from Caenorhabditis briggsae, 564 nucleotides. RefSeq names its product Protein CBR-VPS-29 (gene Cbr-vps-29). The record is from RefSeq and is a predicted model, not a curated record. NCBI's taxonomy places the organism in Eukaryota, Metazoa, Nematoda, Chromadorea, Rhabditida, Rhabditidae. The transcript is spliced from 4 exons. Gene Ontology annotation, cellular component: endosome; retromer complex. Bases 1 to 564 code for a protein of 187 amino acids. Gene Ontology annotation, biological process: retrograde transport, endosome to Golgi; intracellular protein transport.
AUGCUGGUACUUCUCAUCGGGGACUUCAAUAUGCCUCACCGAUCGGCGAAUAUUUCACCAAAGUUUCGCAAACUUCUAGUCCCCAACAAAAUGCAGCAUGUGUUGAGCACUGGUAAUUUGUGCUCGCGAGAAACGUUUGACUACCUCAGAACUCUGUCAUCCGAUGUUCAUGUGGUCAAGGGAGAAUUCGAUGAUGAGAUGCUCAAAUAUCCAGAUACAAAGGUGGUUACGGUUGGCCAGUUUCGCAUUGGAGUCUGUCACGGACAUCAAAUAAUCCCAUGGGGAGAUUCCCGGAUGCUGGAAUUGCUUGCAAGACAACUCGACGUUGAUAUUCUUGUCACUGGAAACAGCUACGAAUGCAAUGCCGUUGAGAAGAGUGGACGAUUCUUCGUGGAUCCAGGAAGCGCCACAGGAUCGUUCAGUGUCAACAAAACUGGACCAGUGACACCUUCAUUUGCUCUUCUGGAUGUGCAGGCGGACAAUGUUGUCACCUACUUGUACCGUCUGAUUGACGAUGCUGUCAAAGUGGAUCGCAUCAUUUAUAAAAAAUCAAAGUCGACAUAA